Molecule: messenger RNA, 585 nt
Organism: Thlaspi arvense
Lineage: Eukaryota; Viridiplantae; Streptophyta; Magnoliopsida; Brassicales; Brassicaceae
Source: the annotation of a GenBank genome assembly
AUGUCUGGAGGUGGCAUGAACUAUAUUCAGAACUUUGGAUUCUCGACCGACAGAUUUGCUACAACACUCACCAUGCGGAAACUGCAUCUUAUAUGGGUUACUGAAAGAAUGCAUAUUGAGGUCUACAAAUAUCCGGCUUGGAGUGAUGUUGUUGAGAUUGAGACAUGGUGCCAGAGUGAAGGAAGAAUCGGAACAAGACGUGACUGGGUUCUCAAGGACUGUGCCACUGGUGAAGUGAUUGGGCGUGCUACAAGGGUUGGCUCUGUUAUUAUACAGAAACGACUAGCAUUUCUAGAGAAGAACAAUAACAGCUUAAAGAAAAUCCCAAAACUCGAAGAUCCAGCUGAGUAUUCUAUGCUUGGUCUUAAGCCUCGGCGAACUGAUCUGGAUAUGAACCAGAAUGUUAAUAAUGUUACCUACAUAGGAUGGGUCCUUGAGAGCAUACCUCAAAAAAUCAUUGACACGCACGAACUUAAAGUUAUAACUCUAGAUUACAGAAGAGAAUGCCAGCAAGAUGACAUUGUAGAUUCACUUACCACCUCUGAGAUCUCUGACGAGGCGGUCUCAAAGCUUACCAAGACCAAC